This is a messenger RNA of Closterium sp. Naga37s-1, 1602 nucleotides long. NCBI's taxonomy places the organism in Eukaryota, Viridiplantae, Streptophyta, Zygnematophyceae, Desmidiales, Closteriaceae. The record is from the annotation of a GenBank genome assembly.
AUGUGGUGUAGAUCCAUUACCAUAGUCACCACGAAGCCGUGUGAUUCCGGAAUUUCUGAAAUGGAAGCUGAUCUGGUAGCUGUUCGUUUUGAACUCGACGAGCUUCACUCUAAGAUUACUUCCGCACUCCCGCCUUCGGACGCCGAAAACUCAAAAGCCAGUCGUCGCAUGGCUAUGCGAUUGCUGGUUGGAGACAUGGACUCGAACAACGGUACCUCCGCCCCUUUCCCAAUGGCAGGAAUGGGGGAGAUGAAGAGGGGAAAGCCUCCCGUUAACAACGGCCGCGUUUCACCUAGAACCCCGGGGCAGGCACCUCCUCAGAAGAAGCCAGUCGGCGCACCAAAGAAGAAGGUAGUUAAGAAAGCGCUGCCUAAAGCCCCUGCUGGAGACCCGAUGGAGGAGUUUUUCGCUAUCAUGGAGCAGUUUGUCGACGAGCCUGAGGAGAUGGAAUGCGUGAGGCUGGCAGAGGUUUCCCGCGCUAACAAGCCCGUCCGCAUGCAGAAACCUCAGAUGGGCGCUUGCUUGGACGGAUUUCCGGCGGAUCUCGGCUGGGGAAAGAUGGAGAAGCAGAUUCACAGUGGCCCGAUGGCUCUCGGCCCUGCCAGCCCGAAAGUGAUGCAGAAGACGCAAAUACCGAGGGCGGCGAGUCGCGAUUCCGAGAAGAGCCGUGUUCAUUCGUCUCACGCGAGGACGCACUCGGUGGGUGGCGUGGGCGGCUUGAAGGAUCUGAACUCGCUCUGGAACCCGGUCGCGUCGCCAGCUGUCAUGGGUCAACAAAUACAGCGUGCCAGCACCGUCAAGGAGGGCCACGAGAUGCAAUCAUUGGUUGACGCGCUGAAGGCGGAAAUCAAGGCUAAGGACAAGCUUCUUGAAGCUUCGGAGAAGGAGCAACAGAUGCUGCAGGAGGAGUUAAAGCACGCGUGGCACAACAGUGACGAGCUUCAGCGUCAGUUGAACGACUCGGAGGCGCUCGUCUUGAAGUUACAGCACGAGAACGAAGUUCUGCGAUCCGCGAAGCGUGUGUUGACGACGUCUCCCACUGACCUGUCGCGGAGGCUAGCUGCUACGGAGUCGCGCAACGUCGAGUUGGCGGAGAAAUUGGCAACACGCGAGAAGGAACUCGAGAUGACCAAGAUCGCACUUCAGCAGGCGGCGCAAGAAAGGGAUUCGCUCGCAGAGGAAAUGGAGGCGGCACUUUCUAGCUGGGCGGUUGACAGCCCGGCAACUCCUGCCAGCGGCAUUUCGUCUCGAACCUUCUCGCAUUCGACGUCCACGUCAUCUAACUCGCAAGACGAGGUACAGCAACUCGCGAUGGCUCUCGACGGCGUGCAGAGGGAGCUUCGCGUGGUGCGGGGCGAGAGAGACGCGCUGAUGGCUGCAGUGCGUCCCAGCGGGCGGGUGAAUGUUAACAGCCCAGCUGGCCGAUCUCUGCGAAAAUCCUCGUCAGCUUUGUCCGUACCCCUGAGCCAGCAGCAGCAGCAACUUUCGGGGGCGGCUCAGUUCAACUACAACUCGUUCCGCCAGUCUGUCGACUCUAACCCCCGUGUUCACUUCGCGGAGCCAAUCGCUUCACGUCUCCCUCUCGCCUCCUCCGCGCCUUGA